GUUUUGGUUUCGUUAAACAUCAGAUUCUACUACUUACUUUCAUACAAGAAAUCUUGAAACUAGCAAAGGAAGAAGUUCAAAUAAAGGAAUCUGCAGGCUGUAGCACAACACCAUCAGGAUAUUUUACAACUGUCGAAAAUGAUUCCAAACAAAGAAUGGAUGAGCAUACGGAACAGGAGAGAACCGGGAUUCGUGGACGGCGUAAAUAACUUCAUUGAUUACGCGUUUUCUCAUUCAGCCAACAAAGAAGCCAUUCGUUGUCCUUGUACAAAGUGCAGAAAUGCUGUAUAUAAAGGUCGUUCCGAGGUUCAAUAUCAUCUACUAAAAAAUGGGAUUUUGGAGAAUUAUUCAACUUGGAACUUCCAUGGAGAAGGUGCGGGUAAUACUCAGGACUCGACAAGUACCCAAGAACUGAAUGAAGACCAUAUGCUUGAAGAUACUCUUGAUGAUAUGGAUGGAUUGUUAAAUGACAUUUAUGGCAGGAGAGGUGAAGAAGAAGAUUUUGGUAUGGACACAGAGGAGGUUGCAGAAGAACCUAAUCAAGAUGCUGCUGCCUUCUAUCGCUUGCUCCAAGAGGCUAAGGAAAAAUUGUAUCCGAACUGUGAGUACACUAAACUAUCGACAAUUGUGAAACUGCUUCAUCUUAAAAGUAUUCACAAGUGGACUAACAAGUCAUUCGACGACUUACUUGACAUUUUGAGGGUCUUAAUUCCUGAUGGCAAGGUUAAUUUGCCCGAGUCGUUCAGUAGUGCUCGUAAGUAUAUUUCUGAAUUAGGCCUUGGUUAUGAGAAGUACGAUGUCUGCGAGAAGAGCUGCACAUUAUACUGGGGUCCUCAUAAAGAUGCAACAUCGUGCCCAGUUUGUAAAUUGCCUAGAUAUGCAUCUAUAGACAGCAAGGGGAAGGGAAAACCACACAAGGUAUUACGAUAUUUUCCAUUGAAGCCUAGGUUGCAGAGGUUGUUUAUGUCAAGUAAAACAGCUUCUGAGAUGAGGUGGCAUAAGGAGGGCAGAAGUGAUGAUGGUAUAAUGCGACAUCCCGCUGAUACUCCUGCGUGGAAGUCAUUUGAUGAGACAUACCCAUCUUUUGCAUCUGAUCCUAGAAACGUUAGACUGGGUGCAGCAACUGAUGGCUUCCAACCUUUUGGCAACAUGAGCUCCCAACAUAUUAUAUGGCCAGUGGUUCUUAUUCCCUAUAACCUGCCUCCUUGGUUGUGCAUGAAACAACCAUAUUUUAUCAUGUCAAUGAUAAUACAUGGUCCUCAUAGCCCGGGUAUGGGUAUCGAUGUAUUCUUGCAACCUAUGAUCAAGGAUUUGAAGGAUUUAUGGGAAGAUGGAGUUAGCACGUACGAUGCACAUUCCAAGAAGAACUUUCAGUUGCGUGCUUCGAUUCUAUGGACUAUUAGUGACUUUCCAGCUUAUGCUGAUUUCUCGGGAUGGUCUACGAAAGGUUAUAAGGCUUGUCCUUCAUGUCAUGCUGACACUAGCGCGCUGUAUUUGAAAGGGUCGAAUAAGUUGUGCUACAUGGCUCACCGGAGGUGGUUGGCACCUAAUCACAAAUGGCGAAAGAAUGUUGCAGCAUUCAAUGGGGAAAGAGAGGUCAGGGCAAAACCAAAUCCAUUAUCAGGAGAUGAGGUGCUUAUGAAAUGCUGCUCUUUCACGCAAGUACCUUUUGGGAGGAAAGAAAAUCCAGUCAACUAUGAUGCUACUAAUAGUUGGGAAAAUUUGAGGAAAAAAAGCAUUUUUUUGAGCUGCCUUAUUGGAAGAAUCUCCUUAUCCGCCACAACCUUGACGUCAUGCACAUUGAGAAAAAUGUGUGCGAUAAUGUGCUAGGGACCAUAAUGGAUAUCAAGGGAAAGUCAAAAGAUUCUUACAAAAGUAGAUUGGACUUGGUACAACUGGGAAUUCGAGAAAAACUACAUCCAGUCAAGGCCUUUCAUUUUUUAUGGUUUAGCUUUUGUUCUUGAACUUUCUGAUUUUCUGCACAAUAAAUUCUGUGUUACCUAGAUACAACUGUGUUCGAGUUCUAUUAUGAGUUUACGUAAUAGUUUACUUUUGGUUCAACCUACUUAAUUUAAAGGUAGCGGAUCGACUCCCCCACUUCGUCCUGAACUCACGGAAGAAGUUGCUGUACAUGAAACUGGUCAAGGAGGCACUUCCAAGGGUCAUGUUGGCAGUAGAGGCAUAUAUAAAGGAAUCGACUUGGAUAAGAAAACAAAAUCCAAGAAGGAGAAGUUGCCCAUAUAUUUUAUGCCGGGCAAGAAACAUUUUCGUCCUGUUGGCCCGAAUGAAAGAUCACUAAAUAUGUGGUUGGCAUUUUGUGUUCGAUCUGUGAUUGGGGCACCGAUCCAUGACUACCUCACUAUACUUCCACAGUAUAGUGACCAGUUAUGGAGUAUGGCAACGGACUACUUUCAAGUGAGUCCGGAUAGCCCGCCUAAGUUGAAGAAAAUUGAGGACUUGAACAACACCCUUCCUCCAGAGCCGCUUGAAGUGAAGAAAUAUAAAUUUAGAGAGCAUUGUUUUAAUGAAAUGAGAGCCAGCUACAGGAAAUAUAGGUCAAGAUUGCAUGAUAAGUACAAGAAGUAUGAAACAGAUGAAGAGCGGAUGGAGCAUAUCCCUGAAGGAUUAUCUGCAGAAGAUUGGCUACAAAUGUUGCAACUUUUUGCAUCACCGGAAUUUAAGGCUCUUAGCUUGAAAAAUGCUAACAAUCGCUCAAAUCAAAAGGUCAUUGCCUGUACUGGACCAACACCAUUCGCACAAACAGAAUAUGAUAUGAUUGACGAGGAAACUGGAAAACUACCACCUGCAUCGGAAGUUUGGAUGGCACAACAUAGUACUUUGAAUGCAAAUAAUGAGCGAAAGUGGGUUGAUAGUUCAUCAGAGAAUUAUUAUCAUGAGAUAAGAAGAACAGAAGAAGAAGUCAUGCCUGUGGAUGAGACUGUUAAUGAUAAUGAGGAUGUCUUGAGAGUGGUCUUUGGUGCUCGUUCUGGCUAUGUUCGUGGAAAAGGAACUGGGUACAAGUCAACUACAAAGGGAAUGAAUACAAACAAUCAAAAUGGAAAGAUAGAGCAACUGGAGGCUCAAGUUGGUGACCUAACUGCAAGAUUAGCAGAUCAAGCCAAACACAAUCUGGCCUUGACCCAAAGGUUCGAAAAAUUUAUGGAAAUGGUAGAAAAUGAAAGGCAUGAAUCAUCUUCUCGCAGUGGACAUAUGGAGGAUGCUCUCACUUCGGAAGAGACAGAUGGAGAAGAUUAUACAAGGGAUGAAUGUUCUAACAAGGCUAGACGCGCAGAAAAGAAACGAAGUGCACCACGCAAGCAGGUUUCGAACUCAAGAAAGAAAAAUAGGGAGCUAAGAGAAGAAUGAAGUUUGUUGGUGGAAGCAUGGUGCGGUAGAAAGAAUAGUUAAGUGUUAGUACUUUUGUUAAGAGAGAUAAUAGAACAAUUCAUGGAUUUAGAACUUGUUAUCUAUUAUUUUUUAGUAUUUUUCUAGUUUCACGAGAGAAUGGUUAUUCUUUCAAACUAUGAAUGUUGGUUUUUCUAGUGUUGGAUGAGAUGACAUUGUAGUAGUUUAGUUUUAUUGCACUUUUAUGGAGAUGAUUUUAUG
This is a messenger RNA of Linum tenue, 3606 nucleotides long. The record is from the annotation of a GenBank genome assembly. NCBI's taxonomy places the organism in Eukaryota, Viridiplantae, Streptophyta, Magnoliopsida, Malpighiales, Linaceae.